Fonticula alba is the source of this 1032-nucleotide messenger RNA. RefSeq lists its product as hypothetical. The record is from RefSeq and is a predicted model, not a curated record. The transcript has 3 exons. NCBI's taxonomy places the organism in Eukaryota, Rotosphaerida, Fonticulaceae. The coding region runs from base 1 to 1032 and encodes 343 amino acids.
AUGAGCGACCCAGCCGCAUUCUUCCUCGAGUGGAAGCAGCAGCUCCUCGGAAGUCUACAGGCCUGCUUCCAGGGCGGUGGUGACCCCCGGACCCCGACACCGAGCGAACGCCAGCACCGUCUCCAUGUUCAGCGCCUGCUGAGCCUCCGAUCGUCAACAUUCGUUGAGCAACUGGCCCGGCUGGACCCUGCUCGCGUUGACACAAGCCCCCUUCCGGCACCGUACAACGAACUGGCCACGGUGCACAUCACCCGCUGUCGGCUGUUCAUCCCGUUGGCUGAGGCCUUCCUGUCCCGGCAGCCGCGGCCGGCUGAACUCCAUCGCCGACACUCGCCUGAUGGCUGGAAGAUCCACCCCCCUCUGGCGUCCACCCUCAUUCAGACCGACCAGCAGGGCACCCCCACGGAUGCCGAGCUUCAGCUCACGGCCGCGAUGAACACAUUUGCCACCACCCUUGUGGAUGCCCUGUCCGAUGCCUGCUCGGCCAGUGGCUCCCAUUCCCAGCCCUCUGGCCUUCUGCCCCCGGCGGCCCUGCUACUUGGGUGGCUUUUGCGCACCGCCCUGACCGACCUGCGCUAUGGGGCCAUAUCCGCCGGCCUGGCCCAUGGCAAUGUCGUACGCUGUUCCAGCCAAUUCCUCAGCCUCCUGGAAGCCAUCCUGGGCAUCAAUGCCCCCUGCAACCUGGCCGGAGUGCGCUUGCGUGCCUCCCUGGCCCUAUAUGCCAUGGUGCAGAGACUUGCACUGCAGGACCCGAUCCGGAAGCUCUCUCGUGAGCUGGAAACCGCGCACAACCAGUUCAGUCGGCGCCUGCCAUUAACCGUGGACGGCCAGCCGGUCUUCUGCCUCAAGAGGACCUCCGGCCUGAUGCUCCUGUCCUUGAACCCCCGGUUUUUCGGCGACUACGACCUGUCACUCCUCUACCAGCAGGUGGCUCGUGCCCUGCUACCGGCCAAUGUACACGACGCGGUGCAUUACUAUCGCCAGGCCCUGCGCCACUGCCCUCCGACACACACUCGGACCAUCGGUGGUUGA